Messenger RNA from Sinocyclocheilus rhinocerous, 1305 nucleotides. RefSeq names its product pyruvate kinase L/R (gene pklr). Gene Ontology annotation, biological process: glycolytic process. The record is from RefSeq and is a predicted model, not a curated record. NCBI's taxonomy places the organism in Eukaryota, Metazoa, Chordata, Actinopteri, Cypriniformes, Cyprinidae. Gene Ontology annotation, molecular function: pyruvate kinase activity; magnesium ion binding; potassium ion binding. The transcript is spliced from 9 exons. The coding region runs from base 94 to 1305 and encodes 403 amino acids.
UGCCCGGAUCCGAAUGUGAGACUGAGGGAGGAUAAAGCGUGUGUGAGAGACAGUGAGAGUGUGCAGUGACUCGAGCGCAGUGGAUCUGUCAGGAUGGGAGCUCGUAUCAGGCGUUACUCAGAAGUCAUGGCUCUGCCGGACUCCUUCAUUCAGAAGCAGCAGUUGGACGCAUCGAUGGCUGACACGUUUCUGGAGCAUCUUUGUCUGCUGGACAUCGAUCAGGAGCCAAUCACUGCGCGCAACACCAGCAUCAUCUGCACCAUCGGCCCUGCCUCCUGCUCUGUCACCAAACUGCAGGAGAUGGUGAAGGCCGGUAUGAACAUCGCCAGACUGAACUUCUCUCACGGCUCUCAUGAGUAUCAUGGAGAGACGAUCCGUAACAUCCGUGAGGCGGUGGAGACGUUGACCUCUGACCCGCUGUACUACAGGCCUGUGGCCAUCGCUCUGGACACCAAAGGACCGGAGAUCCGCACCGGCCUGGUUAAAGGGUCUGCAGACGCUGAGGUGAUGCUGGAGCGAGGAGCGUUGGUUCGGGUGGUGACGGCAGAGGCGGAUCAUGAUAAGACGGAUGGGUCGGUGAUCUGGAUGGAUUAUCCCAGCCUGCCCCGUGUGCUCAAGAAAGGAAGCAGGGUAUUCAUUGAUGACGGGCUCCUCGCUCUCAAAGUCCUGGAGAUUGGUGAGACGUGGGUGGAGACUCGUGUUGAGAACGGUGGCAUUCUGGGUAGUCGUAAAGGAGUGAAUCUGCCGGGGGCGGAGCUGGUGAACCUGCCGGCGGUGAGCGACCGCGACCGAUCCGACCUGCUGUUCGGUGUGGAGCAGGAUGUGGACAUCAUCUUCGCCUCCUUCAUUCGCUCGGCCGAGGACGUGAGGGCCGUGAGGGAGGCACUGGGAGCCAAAGGACAGAAUAUCAAAAUCAUCAGCAAAGUGGAGAGCAGACAGGGUGUUCAGAAAUUCGAGGAGAUCCUGAAGGAGAGCGAUGGCAUCAUGGUGGCCCGCGGUGACCUGGGCAUCGAGAUCCCGGCAGAGAAAGUCUUCAUUGCGCAGAAGAUGAUGAUCGGACGCUGUAAUUCUGCAGGAAAACCUGUGAUCUGUGCCACGCAGAUGCUGGAGAGUAUGGUCCAUCACACGCGUCCCACCCGUGCAGAGAGCAGCGAUGUGGCCAAUGCGGUGCUGGACGGAGCCGACUGCGUCAUGCUGUGUAAAGCGCGGGGUUUCUUCACAGCGGGUGAUAUGGUGAUCAUCGUCACCGGCUGGAGUCCUGGAUCUGGACACACAAACAUCAUGAGGGCGGUCACUGUGCCCUGA